Molecule: messenger RNA, 2002 nt
Organism: Podarcis raffonei (Aeolian wall lizard)
Lineage: Eukaryota; Metazoa; Chordata; Lepidosauria; Squamata; Lacertidae
Gene: TMEM47
Product: transmembrane protein 47
Exons: 3
Coding region: 725-1270 (181 amino acids)
Biological process (GO): cell-cell adhesion
Cellular component (GO): cell-cell junction; membrane
Source: RefSeq, a predicted model, not a curated record
GCUUUCUAUUCGAUUUGUCCUGGACCUUUGCAGCCCCCGCGGGGAGUUUGCGUCAAAAGCAAAGCAAGGGGCGGCGAACGGGGGACUAACAAGAGGCAGCUGAAGAUGGCAGGUGGCCAAGAAGAACGGGCACACAUCCCUAGAAAACCUAAGUUUUAAAAAACUUUUUUCCCCCGUCUGAAAACCGUUUGUUGUUAUGGGCUAGAGCCCGAGGAGAAAACUCCAGAGGAAAGCUUGGAAGCGCUCGUCUUUCUGAAAAGCCUCUCGGACGCCACAAAGGCCGCAGAGAGCGAGCGACCCGCCCCACCCGCCGCCGCCUCCUCCUCCUCCUCUCGCCCCAGGGCGAGGAAUGCGCGGCGGAAGGGCUGGGGCGGGAAAAGGGGCGCGCGCUGGCCGCUGCCCGGGGCAGCCGAAAGCCUUUCCCGCCUUCUUUCCCUGGAGGGAGCCUUGCGAGUGACGUGCGCGGAGCGGCUCGACGCCGGCCCCCGUGCAGCUCCUCCCGCCCCUUGCCCAGACAGGGGGAGGGAAGAGGGGAGGAGUGAUGUGCUGCUGGGGAGAGCCGGGCUGCGCGAGCCGAGAAGUGGCGACUGGAGGGAGCUGCCGCCUCCCCGCCUGCCUCGUCCGUACCUGAGCGGCAGGAGCCACAGCAGCAGCAGCAGCGAGGUCCGCUCGCUCCCCUGGCUCGGCGCUGCUAGCCGAGGGGCGCCGGCUUCCCCGCUCGCCCAUGGCUUCCUCCGGCAGCGGCAUGGAGGAGGUGCGCGUCUCGGUGCUGACCCCGCUCAAGCUGGUGGGGCUGGUGUGCAUCUUCCUGGCGCUGUGUCUGGAUCUGGGAGCCGUACUGAGCCCGGCCUGGGUGACGGCCGACCACCAGUCUUACCUCUCCCUGUGGGAGUCCUGCGAGAAACUCAACAACCCGGAGACCUGGCGCUGCAUAACUACCUUGAACAGCGACUGGCAGAUCGCUACACUUUCUAUGCUGUUGGGUGGUGCCGCCAUAAUUCUUAUAGCUUUCUUGGUUGGAUUAAUUUCUAUCUGUGUGGGAUCCCGGAGGCGGUUCUACAGACCAGUUGCUGUCAUGCUGUUUGCAGCAGUGGUUCUUCAGGUGUGCAGUCUCGUCCUGUAUCCAAUCAAGUUCAUCGAAACGGUCAAUUUGAGAAUAUACCAUGAGUUCAACUGGGGCUAUGGACUAGCUUGGGGUGCAACUAUAUUUUCAUUUGGGGGUGCCAUACUGUAUUGCCUAAACCCUAAGAACUAUGAAGACUACUAUUAAAGGGAGCUACUUUAAAAAGCAGAAGACGAAGAAGAAAUAAUAUAAGGAUUGUCCUGUUUUUUCUAACUCUGUGUUUUUAGAACUUUUGUAGAUUGUCCAGCAGUCUGCCCUGUUGAUUUAUCAGCCUUUACUUUGGGCUACAACUCUUGCAAUUAACUUUUUAAACACCCCUUUAAAAGAAUGGCAAAAAUCACACCUGUUCAUCAGUACAUUGGCAAAUGCUAUAAGCUACUGAUACAUUACCUUUGGUAAGCAAAGAUCAGUACCACUCGAGGACGAAGGUGGCAGCAGUCGUCAUGAGAAACAAGCUGGAAUGAAAAUAUGGCACCUGCAUUUGCUGUAGCCUGCAAGGGAGUAACUGGCCUAAGUAGAAGCUCCUUUGUAUUAUACAUGAUUCAAAUUCUCUAUUGGUCACUGAGUUACACCACUAUGUUGUAUUGGUGCAUUGGGACUUUUGCUGAAACAAACUUCUAAAUGAUUGGAUGCUGAGAAAAGUGAACAUAGUUGAAAGUACAUAUUAAUCUGCUAUUUCCUGACAACACAAGUUUGUACAUUUGGCAAUCCACAUUUUCCAGCCAGCUGUGGUAUAUCAGGAAGUCAAAACUUGGAGCGCAUUCUUCUAAUUAUGUGGUUGGACUUUGUGUCUCGGCUGUAACCAAGUAUAAGCAGAGAAGGACACUGAAUCUGUCGACUCCCGUGAGAGAAUAAAAAGAAGAGAAUACAUGCAUGAGA